Molecule: messenger RNA, 1680 nt
Organism: Eucalyptus grandis
Lineage: Eukaryota; Viridiplantae; Streptophyta; Magnoliopsida; Myrtales; Myrtaceae
Product: formimidoyltransferase-cyclodeaminase
Exons: 3
Coding region: 108-1427 (439 amino acids)
Molecular function (GO): folic acid binding; transferase activity
Source: RefSeq, a predicted model, not a curated record
AUGGUGUCCUUCUGCUUCCCAACCGAAACUCCCUUCGUUCGUUCUGCAGCCUACUGAAUCAGGUCCACACGAUCGCGAAGGAAAACUCCAUCCGAUCGCAAGCGGGCAUGGACGUCCGACCCGAACCCGCCGACGCCGGCUCCGACAUCUUCGACUCCUCCCUCAACCUCGAGGACGCCCACUUCCGGGAAGGCUACGCCGACGGCCACCGCCACGGCGUCGCCGCCGGCACGGAGGAGGGCCGCCAGGUGGGCCUCAAGACCGGCUUCGAGACCGGGGAGGAGCUCGGGUUCUACCGCGGCUGCGUCGGGGUCUGGGGCUCGGCCAUCCGGGCCGACCCGACCCGGUACUCGGCCCGGGUCCAGAAGAGCGUGCGGACGAUGGAGGCGCUGCUGGACGGAUACCCGACGAUGGAGCCGGAGGACGAGCGGGUGCAGGAGAUGAUGGGGGAUCUGCGGUUGAAGUUCAGGGCCGUGUGCGCGAGCCUGGGGGCAAAAUUGGAAAACAGGGGGUAUUUAAAGGGCAUGUUAAAAAUGAUGCUUGCCUGCUGCAAGGUAUACAUCUCUGAAAGCCGAAACAGGUCUGCACUUGAGGCGAUUGAACGAGCAGCUAAACUAUUUCCAGAAACAGCAGUGCUCAACAAGUUUGAAGAUGAAAUUUACAAUAGAGUCGGCUACACAGUUGUGUCUAGAUUGGCUCAGAAGUCGUCUUCAGAUUCAUGUCCCUUGAGAAGUGCUGUAUUAGCAAUGGUUAAGACCGCAUUUGAUGCGAUUGACCUUGAGUCGCAUAGCGGAAGUCAUCCUAGGCUUGGGGUUGUUGAUCAUAUCUGCUUUCAUCCCUUGGGUCAGACUUCUCUGGACCAAGUGGCCGCCAUUGCAAGGUCCUUGGCUGUUGACAUUGGCUCUGGUCUUCAAGUACCCGCAUUUCUGUAUGGAGCGGCCCAUGAAGAUGGAAGGACACUUGAUUCUAUCAGAAGAGAGUUGGGGUAUUUCAAGCCUAAUGCAAGUGGAAACCUGUGGAUAGGUGGCCCAAAUUCACAGUCCAUGCCCCUGAAGCCAGAUGACGGUCCACCUCGAGCAGCCCAAGGAAAAGGAGUCAUUGUGAUCGGAGCGACUCGAUGGGUAGAUAACUACAAUGUCCCUGUUUAUUCUAGUGAUAUAGCCACUAUCCGAAGAAUUGCAAAACAAGUCAGUGGAAGAGGAGGCGGACUUCCUUCAGUCCAAGCCAUGGCACUCACUCACGGUGAUGGUAUCAUUGAAGUAGCAUGUAAUUUGUUGGAUCCAAGUAAAGUUGGAGCAAACAAUGUUCAGCUUGAAGUUGAGCGACUCGCCAGGGAGGAGGGCUUGUCUGUGGGAAAGGGGUAUUUCACCGACUUUUCACAGGAGUAUAUAAUCAACAGAUACAUGAGUUUGGACUCCCCUCCAUAGGCAAAACUCUAUGUUUGUGAAUUUUGAUCUCUGUCGGAUUUAUUGCUUAUGCACUAGAGGUGUUUCUUCUAUGAUCUGGAAACUCCCCAUUGUAAGACUGAGUUUCACCAUGUGGCAAAGCAAAUUUUUGCUAGUGGUUGAUGGUUGAUUUAUAAAUGGUUUAUGGUAGAUUCAUGUAGUUGAGUUCUUCCGGCAGCAUAUGUUACAACUUGUGGAAGCAUAAUGUAUGCCUUGCCAAUCGACUUUGUUUUAA